Cucurbita maxima (winter squash) is the source of this 2392-nucleotide messenger RNA. Its product is annotated as probable E3 ubiquitin-protein ligase ARI2. Gene Ontology annotation, biological process: protein polyubiquitination; ubiquitin-dependent protein catabolic process; positive regulation of proteasomal ubiquitin-dependent protein catabolic process. Gene Ontology annotation, cellular component: ubiquitin ligase complex; cytoplasm. Gene Ontology annotation, molecular function: ubiquitin conjugating enzyme binding; zinc ion binding; ubiquitin protein ligase activity. NCBI's taxonomy places the organism in Eukaryota, Viridiplantae, Streptophyta, Magnoliopsida, Cucurbitales, Cucurbitaceae. Bases 258 to 2030 code for a protein of 590 amino acids. The transcript has 7 exons. The record is from RefSeq and is a predicted model, not a curated record.
AUUUCAUCGGAACAACUCCUAUUAGUCGUUGUCCUUUCAGUCUCUUGGCCGGAUUUUCCAACGAUCUCGCUGGAGGGAAACGUUCUCCGGCGUUUCCCGAUUCUCCGGAUCCGAUUUAUUCAUCGAAUCUCGUCAGCAAUUGUUUUGUUCUGUUUUUUUUCCCCUUUCCUUUUUGAUCUUACCUGUAUUAACCACUGAGCUUUCCCUUUCCUUUUCCAUCUGACUUCAGUUUGUAAUUUCUUUUCUUCAAUUUCUCAAUGGAGGACUGCAUCAGCAGCGAUGAAGACUACUAUGACUCCGAUCGAGAAUCUCUCCACGGCCUCGAGAACGAGGACUCUGAAAUUCAGUGGAUUCCUAAAAGUUCUGCGACUAAGGUUAUUACGAAGGAAUGUCUCCUUGCGGCACAGAAGGAGGAUAUGCGUAGAGUAAUGGAUAUGUUAUCAUUGAGGGAAUACCAUGCUCGGACCUUACUCAUUCAUUACCGAUGGGAUGUGGAGAAAUUGUUUGCAGUACUUGUGGAGAAAGGGAGACAUCAUUUGUUUGCUACAUCUGGUGUUACUAUGAUUGGGAAUCAAAGUAUUAGCUCCUCUGAGCCUUCUUCCAUGGUGAUGUGUGAUAUCUGCAUGGAGGAAGUUCAUGGCAAUGAUGCAACUAGAGUUGACUGUGGCCAUUGCUUUUGUAAUAACUGUUGGACUGAACAUUUCAUUGUGAAAAUAAACGAGGGUCAAAGUCGGAGAAUUAGAUGCAUGGCUCAUAAAUGUAAUGCUAUUUGCGAUGAAGCUGUUGUUAGGAAUCUAGUUAGUAAAAGGCAUCCGGAUCUUGCCAAUAAAUUUGAUCGUUUUCUUCUUGAAUCGUACAUUGAGGAUAACAAGAGAGUCAAAUGGUGUCCGAGUACUCCUCACUGUGGUAACGCUAUACGCGUGGAGGAUGAUGAGUUUUGUGAAGUAGAAUGUUCGUGCGGUCUUCAAUUUUGUUUCAGUUGCUUAUCAGAGGCUCACUCACCAUGUUCAUGUUUGAUGUGGGAACUUUGGAUUAAGAAGUGUCGAGAUGAAUCCGAAACAGUUAACUGGAUGACAGUACAUACAAAACCCUGUCCAAAGUGCCACAAACCCGUCGAGAAGAAUGGUGGCUGUAACCUUGUCAGUUGCAUCUGUGGACAAGCAUUUUGUUGGCUGUGUGGUGGAGCUACCGGUCGAGAACACACUUGGUCGAGUAUUUCUGGUCACAGUUGUGGGCGUUACAAAGAAGAAUCAGCACAAAAAGCUGAAAGAGCAAAACGGGAUUUGUAUCGCUAUAUGCACUAUCAUAAUCGAUACAAAGCUCAUACAGAUUCUUGUAAGCUGGAAAGCAAAUUGAAGGAAUCCAUACAAGAGAAGAUUUCGAUAUCUGAAGAGAGGGAAUCCAUGCUGAGAGAUUUUAGUUGGGUAAACAAUGGACUUCAUAGGCUUUUCAGAUCAAGGCGGGUUUUAUCAUAUUCUUACCCAUUUGCAUUCUAUAUGUUCGGGGACGAGCUAUUCAAAGACGAGAUGACCGAGGAGGAAAGGGAAAUAAAGCAACAUCUUUUUGAGGACCAACAGCAACAACUUGAGGCAAAUGUUGAGAAGCUCUCCAAGUUCUUAGAGGAACCGUUUGAUCAAUACGCCAAAGAUAAGGUAAUGGAGAUAAGGAUGCAAGUCAUCAAUCUGUCCGUUAUCACCGAUACCCUUUGCAAGAAGAUGUAUGACUGUAUUGAAAAUGAUCUUCUGGGUUCUCUUGAACUGGGUAUACACAAUAUCGCUCCGUACAAGUCGAAAGGAAUCGAGAAAGCUCUGGAACUUUCAGCUUGUUGGAACAGCAAAACGAAUACUACUAUUGAUAAAUAUCUUCCAUCAGAUUGUAGUACAAGUGGAGGAUUGUCGGAACGGGAUCGUCUGUCUGGUUUGAACUCCGAAGAGAAUGGAUGCUCUUCUAGGAAGCGUGCCAGAGCAGACGUUGUUACUGGCAACUUUUUUGAUCUAAACUUGCCUGCUGAGGUGGUUGACAGAAACUAAACUAAUAUCUGGAAGUUGCGUGGUUAUAAAGUACAGUUGUACAGAUCUGACAUAAAACAAUAGCUUCGUUAGCAUGGGACCAGGUAAUCUUAGGUGUUCUUUCAAUUCUUCACUCGUUGUUCACCAUCUUUUAUUAUCUUAUCUUCGGCUGAGCUAUAGUUUGAAAGAGAAUCUGUGAUGUUCUUCACUUCACUCACGUUCCUUAUUUCCAUUUUGCUUUAGAAGAAUCCGCAAAUUGUACAUAGCUGUGAUAUCGAGGUUUGAUGGUAUUUGGAAUGUAAAUGCUAGCUAGCUGAACUCUCAGCCUGAGUUAGACAGAGGGUAUUUAUUAUAUGCAUUUUGAGGUAGUCUGAUAUUUCUCU